UAUACAAGCCAAGCUGAGCUAACAAGCUGGUAUACCACUUUCUUCAAUUGACUCUACCAUUAGUUUCCACUCUGUAGUUCUUCUGGUGGGGGGUUAUGGACUCAAACCCUAGCUGGUCGAACUGCGCUCCAUUUGGAGAGAAUCAGCUGGAUCCGAACUCCAUGAAUUUCGAUGAGUUAUCGGAAUAUCUCAUGCUCGAUUAUAGGGUUGAUGAUCAUCAGGAUUCGUCGUCGCUGAGAAUGAUAUCGCCAGAAACAUGUCAUAGUACUGCUGCUGCUGCUGCUGGUGGUUCAAGUAGUGCAACAUCAAGAAAUUCCAGCACUAAUAUAAAUGCGGAGGCAAUGAAGAAUAGCAAGAGAGAAGGGGGUCAUGGCCAUAGGGUUGCAUUUAGAACGAAAUCAGAGCUGGAGAUCAUGGAUGAUGGAUUCAAGUGGAGGAAGUACGGCAAGAAGUCGGUCAAGAACAGCCCAAAUCCCAGGCUCCCUCAUAGUGAAGUUAUACAGAUUGCACUGAAUGAAUGCAUAAUGAUAGCUUAGCUCAGCUCAGCUCCGAACAUCUAGAUGGUCGUAGUCAACUUAAAGGAUGACUUGAGAGAGAGUGAGAUUUGCUUGCAUGUACGUGUUAAUCUUUCUUGAUCGAGGAGGCAUAAUUAGUGUGCGUAAACCUACGUACGUGCACUCCGGAGAACUAGAACCUAAUUCUCGUACAUGAUGAGGCGCCAUUGGAUCCUCCAUUUCAUUAUGCUUGUUGAAGAAUCACGAUUGCCAUUGGCUUCUUAAUUGGGGUCAUCAUUAGCCAAAGACCUUCACAGAAAGAUAACCUAAUUCAACUAAGCUUUACAUGAAUUUACCUAUUUGAAUCAUUCAUCUAGAUUAGUUUCUUGAGUGUUAGCUCUUAAUUAUGUAGUUUUAGGGCUUUUAGCAUGUGAGAAUUGCGCUAUGAGACAUGGGUGGCUGUUUCUAUAAAUAUAUACACUAAACAUGCAUCUUUUUUA
This is a messenger RNA of Rosa rugosa (rugosa rose), 994 nucleotides long. Its product is annotated as probable WRKY transcription factor 51. Gene Ontology annotation, biological process: regulation of DNA-templated transcription. The record is from RefSeq and is a predicted model, not a curated record. The transcript is spliced from 3 exons. Bases 96 to 536 code for a protein of 146 amino acids. Gene Ontology annotation, molecular function: sequence-specific DNA binding; DNA-binding transcription factor activity. Lineage: Eukaryota; Viridiplantae; Streptophyta; Magnoliopsida; Rosales; Rosaceae.